AUGAACACCGCUGCCGCUACGGGAUGGGCCAGCAAGGCCAACGGAACUCAUCCGAAAUGGUGGAAAGAUAACGGCCUUCGACGAUGCAACUUCUGGAUCGCUAUCUGCUUCUUGUCUGUCUUUUCGGGAGGAUACGAUGGAUCACUGUUGGGAUCACUGCAGGCUAUGCCUCAAUGGAUCGCGUAUUUUGACAACCCUCAGGGAAGUCGUCUCGGACUCAUGGCUUGCGUCCAAUCUAUCGGUUAUAUCCCUGGAGGUCCCGUUUCUGCCAUCCUGGCUGACCGCUUCGGGCGGCGUUGGGCCAUUAUCACUGGCGCCUUGAUCUUAACUUUUGGAUCCUUUCUUCAAGCUUUUGCUACGAAUACAUCGAUGUUCACAGGUUCUAGGUUCUUGAUCGGGUUUGGGGGCGCUGUCUGUGGCCCCGGAGCUGUACUCGCUACCGAAUUGGCCCAUCCGCGACAACGAGGACCCGCAGUAGCCCUGUACAACACUACCUAUUAUAUUGGAUCAACUAUGGCCGCUGUGAUUAGUUUUGCCACCCUUCGGAUCGGUGGCGACUGGUCCUGGCGUCUCCCUUCCCUGCUGCAAUGCGCCGCUGCCGUCGUUCAAGCGUUCGCUCUCGUCUGGGCCCCGGAAUCACCUCGUUUCCUGGUCGCCAAAGGGAAAUCUGAGCAAGCUCACAAAUUGCUCGCCAAAUAUCAUGCCAAUGGCGACAUGGACGAUGAAUUAGUCUUGUUCGAGAUGGAAGAGAUUCGCCUAGCGAUGGAGUUAGAGAAACAAGCUUCGGCUCGAGGUUGGAUGGAAUUGGUCCGAGGCGCUGGCAAUAGGAAGCGGACAGCCAUCUGCACUUUCGUCGGGUGGACAUCUCAGUUCAAUGGUGUCGGCAUCGUCAGUUACUAUUUCGCGCCUGUUCUUCGAACGGUCGGCAUUACGAACAGCACCCAGAUUCUGGCCAUCACCAUCGCUCUGGGAGUGUGGAACUACUUGGCGGCGACCGCAGGUUCGCUCUGCGUGGACAAAGUCGGCCGUCGCAAACUCUGGCUAUUCUCUACCGGGGCCAUGUUCGUCUGCAUGUGCUUGGUAACUGGAUUAUCAGCGGGUUACGAGAAAUCCCCUAACGCCGCUAUAGGGGGCAGCGUCAUCGCUUUCUUGUUCCUCUACUACGGAGCGUAUGACUCUGCGUUCACGGGUCUGACGAUCUCCUACCCUUGUGAGAUCAUGCCCUACUACCUGCGGACGAAGGGCAUCGCCGUCUUGAACAUAAACGUUGGGGUCGCGCUCUGUGUCAAUCAAUACCUCAAUCCUAUUGCGCUCGAAGCCAUCGGAUGGAAGUACUAUCUGGUCGUGAUGGCAUAUUCGUGGUACAGUUCUUUUCUUCGACACGCGCAGUACUUUCCGGAAACGCGCGGAUAUUCUAUCGAGGAAAUCGCUCAGAUCUUCGAUAACAAGUCACCCGGCGCUCAUGAGCUAUCUGAGACUGGAACGACUGUGCAGUACAUCGGCGACGAAGCGAUGGACUCGAAGAAGAUGGACCUGGCGCACAUCGAAGGGCCGGUUUUGGAAUCGGCGCCUCGCAAGCAUUAG
Messenger RNA from Filobasidium floriforme, 1584 nucleotides. RefSeq names its product hexose transporter. Bases 1 to 1584 code for a protein of 527 amino acids. Gene Ontology annotation, biological process: carbohydrate transport; transmembrane transport. The transcript has 13 exons. Gene Ontology annotation, molecular function: carbohydrate:proton symporter activity. Gene Ontology annotation, cellular component: membrane. Lineage: Eukaryota; Fungi; Basidiomycota; Tremellomycetes; Filobasidiales; Filobasidiaceae. The record is from RefSeq and is a predicted model, not a curated record.